CAAUUUUUCAGUGACGUCAAUGCCAUUAAUGUCAACCGUCAACAUACACUUCCUUUCCUUUUUCUUUUCAACUUGGCUCACGCUUACAAAGGUAGGUCAAAAUGACCAAAGGUACUUCAAGUUUUGGUAAACGUCGCAACAAGACCCACACUCUGUGCAGGAGGUGCGGUAGAUCAUCAUACCACAUCCAAAAGUCACAGUGUGCUCAGUGUGGAUACCCAUCCGCAAAAUUGCGUUCCUACAAUUGGUCCAUUAAGGCUAAGAGGAGGAAGACCACUGGAACCGGCCGUCUUCGUCAUCUUAAAAUAGUGCGCAGGCGCUUCCGUAAUGGAUUCAGGGAAGGUGUUAAACCAGUUAAGAAAUCAACGUAAAAGUGUUAUUUUUUGUAUUAGAGAAUAAAAAACUUUCCAUUU
Messenger RNA from Psylliodes chrysocephalus, 413 nucleotides. The record is from the annotation of a GenBank genome assembly. Lineage: Eukaryota; Metazoa; Arthropoda; Insecta; Coleoptera; Chrysomelidae.